This is a messenger RNA of Balaenoptera ricei (Rice's whale), 2627 nucleotides long. It is a transcript of the gene BAMBI, whose product is annotated as BMP and activin membrane bound inhibitor. Gene Ontology annotation, molecular function: frizzled binding. Gene Ontology annotation, biological process: transforming growth factor beta receptor signaling pathway; negative regulation of transforming growth factor beta receptor signaling pathway; positive regulation of canonical Wnt signaling pathway. The record is from RefSeq and is a predicted model, not a curated record. Bases 330 to 1112 code for a protein of 260 amino acids. NCBI's taxonomy places the organism in Eukaryota, Metazoa, Chordata, Mammalia, Artiodactyla, Balaenopteridae. The transcript has 3 exons.
GGCCUGAUCCGGGCGGGUGUAGGCGGCAGCUCGCGGCGGGCGGUGUCUGCGCGCUCCGGCGCUCGCGCUUUCGCCGAGUGGCCGGCCGAAAGCGGGGAGCGGAGCCGGGCGCCCACCCCGAUCGCCGCGCCGAGCGGGCGGAGCGGAGGAACGCGCCCUGCGGAGUCGGACCCUGCCUCGCGCGCCCUCCAGCCGCGCUCCAUGCUCCGGCCGCGGCCCGGCCCCGCGCCCCGGGCAGCACCAAUGCCCUGCGCGCGCCGGGAGCCGUAGGCUGCAGCUGCGCCGCGGCUCCGGGAGCCGGCGGGGCGCCGCGGCCGUGGGGGGCGUCCAUGGAUCGCCACUCCAGCUACAUCUUCAUCUGGCUGCAGCUCGAACUCUGCGCCAUGGCCGUGCUGCUCACCAAAGGUGAGAUCAGGUGCUACUGCGACGCCGCCCACUGCGUGGCCACUGGUUAUAUGUGCAAAUCUGAGCUGAGCGCCUGCUUCUCCAGACUUCUUGAUCCUCAGAACACAAACUCCCCUCUCACGCAUGGCUGCCUGGACUCUCUCGCGAGCCCAGCAGGCGCCUGCCAAGCCGGACAGGGCCACAACCGCUCUGGCAGCACUGCGCCCGUGCUGGAGUGCUGCCACGAGGACAUGUGCAAUUACAGGGGGCUGCAGGACGUCCUCGCCCCUCCCAGGGGGGAGGCCUCAGGACAAGGGAACAGGCACCAGCACGACGGGAGCAGAAACCUCAUGACCAAAGUGCAGGAGCUGACGUCCUCCAAAGAGCUGUGGUUCCGGGCGGCGGUGAUUGCCGUUCCCAUCGCUGGGGGGCUCAUCCUGGUGUUGCUGGUUAUGCUGGCCUUGAGGAUGCUGCAGAGCGAGAGCAGGAGGCUGCAGGACCAGCGGCAGCAGAUGCUGUCCCGUCUGCACCACAGCCUUCACGGACACCGCUCCAAAACGGGGCAGGUGGCAAAGCUGGACUUGGAGCGCAUGGUGCCCGUGACCGGCCACGAGAACUGCUGUCUGACCUGCGACAAGAUGAGACAGGCUGAUCUCAGCCAUGACCGGAUCCUGUCGCUUGUGCACUGGGGCAUGUACAGUGGGCACGGGAAGCUGGAGUUCGUAUGACGGGGUCUCACGGAACUCGACUUCUGGGACCCUUUGAGUUCUGCUGGACGGGAGCACUUUAUCUGAAGAGAAACAAACUCGCGUCACGACCUUCGAGAGAUAGAAUGACCUCUGCAAACAGAAUCUUGGAUAUUUCUUCUGAAGGAUUAUUUGCACAGACUUAAAUACAGACAAAAUGUAUUAUUUGCUUUAAAAGUAUAAAAAGCAAAGAGAAGACUCUGUACACUGUUACCAGGGUUAUUUGCAUCCAGAGGGAGCUGGAAUCGAGUACUUAAAUAAAAGAAAAUGUGCUCUAUGUAAGCUCCUACAUCUUGAUUUAUCAUAGAGAGUAAAAAAAAUAUAUAUAUAUAUAUACUUUUUUUUUUGUCUGAAAUUUAGCGGUGUCUUGUUAUAAAUUAAAAACUAAGCGGGAAAGGUAAGGAACUACAUGUUAAUUAUUACAAAUGAAGACCUAUCAUUGCCCAGAGUAGGAUCUCAACUAUAGAUUUUGGCUUAACUUUUUUAUUUUUAUUUUUUUUAAACAAGACCAAGAUCUCGUUUGUUCUUACAUGGCACGUGUGUCAGUGUCUUACCCACAAUUUGUUAUUAAGAUAAUGCUGGUUUUUAACUUUCAUCUAAAUGAAAUCAGAAACUUACUUAUACCAGGUCAGAUAUCACUGAUCAAUUUCUGAAGUUGCCUUAGCAAAGAGUGGUAUUUAUCAACUUGAUCUCCGUGCUCUGGAAUACGUUUUUAAAUGUGUCUACCUCCAAUCAAAAAAGGAAAAAAGCUUACUAAAUGAAACUUUUUUUUUUGGUAAAGUUAGUCACUGUCUACUUUUACUUCUUAAUUCAUCAGUUUAUUCUGUCUCAAACCUAAUUAAAUAUUUUGGACCCCAAAUUAGCCAAACAUGAUUGUACCAUGUUCCUAGUUUUUAAGCCUUCCUUCCACACAGUGUUAUUAUUUUUUUUUUACUUCUCAAUCUUUAGAAAGAUUUUCAAGAGUGAACGUUAUAUAUAUCGAGAUUUAAAUAACAAUUUCCUCCCCAAAUGAUUCUUUUAUUAAUAUAAUCAAAUAGACUUUGAUUUUAGCCACUAACACACUAUAUAACAGUGUUUCCACUCCUGGAGGACUUCGGCAAUAUAGCCCAGCCUGAAUUUAAACCCAUGCCACAUUUGUUUACUUUUUCCCCCCAGAUGGGUCUUUGUUAUCUUAAAUGUGAGAAUAAUUUGUAGGUUCUUUUCUCAAUUCUUUUGUAUAUUUGAAACUUUUGCUUAAAAAUUAACAUAUAGCCUGCAUAUUUGAGUACAUGUGGGGUUUUCUUUCACAAAUGUUAAAGGAUUUUUUGCAUUUUUUUCUGGGAUAUUUUAUGAUCAGUAUAAUUUGGGUCCCUUAAGAAGACAGGUGCAGUCGCUCAGUUGAUGGAAGAAUCUGAGUUGAAAUGACUAGUCUAAAAAUGAAUACCUAGGUUAUUUAGUAACUAAUGGACCACAGCCCCAAACAAAUUAGGCUAUGGAAUAAAUAUGCGUUUUAAUAAA